AACGAAAUAGAGGAUUGGUCACCAGGACCCGUGAACGGAAGAUUAAAGAAAGAGGUGUUGGUGGUGGGAGGGAGAAAAGGAUGCGCAUUGCAGAAAGUGGCCUUUAAGUACUUCAUGUCUGCUGAAGCUUUCUUCAAACUUUUCUCGGCAAUUCUUUUCUGCUUUGUAGAUCUCUGCAGAAUGGUUUCGAAUCGAUCAAAGAGAAAGGGAGUUAGCACGCACAAUGGUGGCAUACAUGCGGCUUUUCACCAAAGAUUCUUGCAGGGUACCAAUUGCUUCACUAGGUAUCCUUAUGGCUGUCGGGUCCCUACUUCAAGUCAGCCGAUGUAGAUGCUUAUGAUCUCGCCCGCCCAUUGGAAGAAGUCGAGCUCGCUACCUGUCGGAAAGUGAUAUGGCCAAAG
This is a messenger RNA of Meira miltonrushii, 401 nucleotides long. RefSeq lists its product as uncharacterized. NCBI's taxonomy places the organism in Eukaryota, Fungi, Basidiomycota, Exobasidiomycetes, Exobasidiales, Brachybasidiaceae. The coding region runs from base 115 to 330 and encodes 71 amino acids. The record is from RefSeq and is a predicted model, not a curated record. The transcript has a single exon.